AUGUCCGACCAAGAUAUGUCCACGCAUAUUCUCAGGGGAAAACAAGUCCCCCAACAAGAUAAUGACCUCCGCGAAGAAUGGCCUCCCGAAUCCGUCAGCAACUACCAGAUGAUCCCUAAAGAGCAUGCGUCAACCUCGCUGGAGCAACAGACAUGGCAGCCUCAAGCGGCGGAGAAACAGCAGACAGAGUCUCAGCCCCUCCUUCAUCAUCAAGCUUUCACAGUUUCUAAUACAGAUGUCAAUGCCAAUGUGCAAGGCAGAGUCCCGAACAGACACUCUCUGUUAUUCGAGGAGUGGAAAGCUAGAUCUUUACGGAGCCCAGAGCAAUUGAAUGCGCUAGCUGCAGUGCAUGAAGAAAAUAACACUGAGACCAAGAGAAGCAUAUUAUCGGGAGAUGUUAGGGUGUUAUUAGGGGAGCGCUUUGAUAAACCUGGAAGUGGUCGAAAGAAGAUUAAGCCGGUUCAGGAUAGCCCCCCUCAGGCUGAAUUGAACGAUGCAAGAAAAAAAGAGACAUCAGGCGAUGACAAAUCCAAAUCGGUGGAACAAACUGCAGGAUCAGCCUAUGUUCACACAACCCCUAAGCCGGCAAAUAAAGACUCUAUUCACUAUCCCAAGACCGAGAAGUUGCGGAAUAGGGCUACGUCUAAAGAUGAUAGAGCGCUACUAGGAGAACACUCUGAUAGAGCAACAGACGCCCAGGCAACGACCAGUUUGGACAACGGUUGUCAUGUCCAGCAGACCAAGGCAGCCAAGGCCGACAGUACUAUUACGUCGAAGGACACCAGAUGGUAUGGCAGGAAGAACUCCAAGCGAGCAAGUAUUGUUCAAACGAGCAAUUCAAUUGCGAAUAAUGGCCACAAGCAGCAGUCUAAAGUCAAGAAUGACAAUACCAACGAAGAAGGCCAUACACCCGCUCCAUUCUCCGAAAACAGCAAUACGCCCGUUGUCCAGCCAGAAACAAGCUCCAGGAAAACAGGGAAUAGAGGAAUCAAAUCCAUGGAGCGACAGCAUGAUCACGAGCGCCAGAGAUCCCGUAGGCGCCAGGCUUCACACGAACGGCAAUUUUCCCAAAGACGCCUGGCCCAGGAACUGCGACCCUCUAAAGAGCCGCAGCCCCCACGGGCGCUUCAGCCUGCUCACGCACAGCAAUCCUCUGAGAAGUGCCAGGAUUCCCAAGCACAACAACCUUCCCACGCACGUCAGCCUUCUAGAGAACACCAGGGCUCCAGUGAACGUCACACCUACCCCUCAGAAAAGGGCUCUAUAGAACGCAAGCAGCGCUCCCGGGAGCGCACCCACGAGCAGGUAGUGUAUACAGCUCAAAAUGGUACUCGGUAUGGGGUGGACGAGCUGAGAAGACUGGCUCACGGAGUCAAGAUCAGCGCCAAUGUUAAGGUGUAUUUCAUUCCUUGCUUCAUUGGAGACCCGUGGAAAGAUGUCGAGCCGGUCCCUUGUGUCCGUCCGCCGGACCUCAUGAGCCGAUUCUGA
Molecule: messenger RNA, 1488 nt
Organism: Aspergillus nidulans FGSC A4
Lineage: Eukaryota; Fungi; Ascomycota; Eurotiomycetes; Eurotiales; Aspergillaceae
Exons: 2
Coding region: 1-1488 (495 amino acids)
Source: RefSeq, a predicted model, not a curated record